AAAAGUGUCGAGGACUUCAAACAUAGAACAAAGAGAAAAAAAGAACAUACUAAACGAUAUACCUAAACAUCACAGGCAAAUAAUAUUCUGUCAAUCUCAAUAUAGCUAGAGCUACUCUUGAAAGUGAAAACCCCUGCGUUUUACAGAAUUUUAUUCUUCUAGGGUUUAAGACAGUUUACUGAACCCCUGGGAUUUACGCUACUCUGUUAAAAUUCCGAUACAAGGGCACCAUAUUUUGUAGAAAGAAUGGAAGAAUCUUUGAAGCGAAAGAGAGAGGACGACGACGAGGAAGAUGAAGUACUGGCGGGUUUGGGAGCCGCCUGUCCUCCAGCUAACAACAAUAGCGACGGAGGAGUUGUUUUUGUGCUGCUGAAGGCGUCCCUCGAGGUUGGCAAAGUUGGCAAGAUAUACCAGCUGUUGAACUGUGAUGACCAUGUUCAUUUUUUGAAAAAGAACAAACAGAACCCAGCAGAAUAUCGACCUGAUAUUGUUCACCAGGCACUUUUGGCAAUUUUGGAUAGUCCUCUCAAUAAGGCUGGAAGGCUUAGCGCUGUUUAUGUGCAAACUAAGAAGAAUAUCCUUAUCAAAGUAAACCCCCAUGUUCGUCUUCCAAGAACCUUCAAGCGUUUUUGUGGAUUGAUGGUGCAACUGCUACAGAAACUGAGCAUUCGUGCAACUAAUGGUCCAGAUAGACUCCUCCGUGUGAUCAAGAAUCCAGUCACAAAGUAUCUGCCAAGUGAAGCUCGUCGGGUUGGGCUGUCACACAGUGCAUCUAAAGUAGUACAACUUCAUGACUAUGUUGAAGCUGUCCGUGAUAAUGUUCCCCUUGUGUUUGUGGUUGGGGCUAUGUCUCACGGGAAGAUUGAUGCAGACUAUUUAGACGAUUUUAUCUCAAUUUCACAAUAUCCACUCAGUGCUGCAUGUUGCAUAGGCCGCAUUUGCAAUGCAAUUGAACGGAAGUGGAAAAUACUGUGAGGAUGAUUUGCUCUCAGACAAACACUGAUAUUUUCCAAGAUGGCUUAUGAAGAAUGGACUGAUAACUGAUAGUUAACUGAUACUAUGAUAUGUAAUGCAAAAUGAUUAUGCUAAAUUGCUUAUGCUAAAUGAUUAUUCUAGUUG
Messenger RNA from Cryptomeria japonica (Japanese cedar), 1119 nucleotides. RefSeq lists its product as uncharacterized. The coding region runs from base 247 to 975 and encodes 242 amino acids. Gene Ontology annotation, cellular component: small-subunit processome; nucleolus. The record is from RefSeq and is a predicted model, not a curated record. Gene Ontology annotation, biological process: rRNA base methylation. Gene Ontology annotation, molecular function: rRNA binding; rRNA (pseudouridine) methyltransferase activity. NCBI's taxonomy places the organism in Eukaryota, Viridiplantae, Streptophyta, Pinopsida, Cupressales, Cupressaceae. The transcript has 8 exons.